Molecule: messenger RNA, 1019 nt
Organism: Solanum dulcamara
Lineage: Eukaryota; Viridiplantae; Streptophyta; Magnoliopsida; Solanales; Solanaceae
Product: tobamovirus multiplication protein 1-like
Exons: 1
Coding region: 198-1019 (273 amino acids)
Cellular component (GO): plant-type vacuole membrane
Source: RefSeq, a predicted model, not a curated record
CCCUAAAUCUCAAUCUGCUCCAAUUUAGGUGAGUUCUCAAUUUAAACUUCCAUUAGAAGUAGGUAGAUUUGAAUCCUUUUUCAAGUGGAAAUUGGACUUUGCGCCCUGCCCUUUAUAUAAAUCAACCCCUACUUAUCAAUCGCCACAUUAACAACAUCAAAUUUUCAGCACAAAUAAUAAAAGCAGCAGGAAAAUUAAUGACAAGGUUACUACUUGGAUCAUCACCAAUUGACAAGUUGGUGUACAACUGGUUGUACGACGUGAUCAACAAGUCCGUUCAAUGGCAAGAUGAAAUUUUCUUCUCCCUUUGUGCUUCGUAUGCUCUCGUUUCAAUUGUUGCGUUAAUUCAAUUAGUAAGAAUUCAUUUAAGGGUACCUCAAUAUGGUUGGACAACACAAAAAGUGUUCAAUCAAAUGAACUUUAUUGCAAAUGGUGUUGGUGCAAUCGUCUUUGAAUUUCACAAACACAUUUUUCUGUUCUAUCCUAAUAAGGUCCUUCUGACUCGCGCAAUUUUGGACCUACAAGGACUCCUUUUCUUUUCAACAUUCACAAUCCUUAUUUUAUUUUGGGCUGAGAUAUAUCACCAAGCUACGAAUAGUUUAUCAUCAACAUAUAAGUUGAGGAUUUCUUAUUUUUCGAUAAAUGGUGCAAUAUACUUGAUUCAGGCUUGUAUUUAUAUCGUGGUCGAGGACAAUAACACAGUGAAAUUAUUACUAUUCAUAGGGAGGAUAUUUAUAGAAAUUAUAUCGUUUAUUGCAGCAUUGGGCUUUUUGAUAUAUUCACCAUCACUAUAUCACCUUCAAUUCUUCUUCUUCUUCUUCAUCACCCACCACAAAAUAUCACUAGAACCAUUAUCGAAAACCCAAAUACAGAGCACCAGAUUUUUAUUUUUACAAAAAAAUCUUAAGUUUUUUUCAUCAACACCAUUUGUAAGACCCAGAAGUCGAAAAGUCAAAACGAGGGAAAUUGGAGGAUUUUUGGACGGUGUCAAUUCAAAUGAGUCGACCUACGACUCGUAG